Microthlaspi erraticum is the source of this 705-nucleotide messenger RNA. NCBI's taxonomy places the organism in Eukaryota, Viridiplantae, Streptophyta, Magnoliopsida, Brassicales, Brassicaceae. The record is from the annotation of a GenBank genome assembly.
AUGGCCACCUCAAGCUACAUCCUUCUCCUCUUCCUUAUCUCCACCGUCUCAUCCCUCGCUGCCGCCGCUUCUCAACUGUCAAUGACACCGCAAGAUCAGCAACACGCAGACAGGAUCAUCGAAGCGAUGAUCGGAUCCGGAGAUUUCCGCGACUGGGCCGCCGACUUCCUCUCCGCCGUCGACGACCAGUUCGGGAUUCCUCUCUCCGCCACAAUGUUCAUCCCCAGCGAUUUCGACGCCGCCGACGUAUCCUCCUCCACCGGCGGCUCUAACUCCGGUCGUCUCUCCGUCGCUUACCACAUCGUCCCUCAGCGUCUCUCGUUCGCCGAUCUCCGUCUCAUGAAACCUCUCUCUCGUCUUCCGACUCUCCUCCGCGGAAACUCGAUCGUCGUCACGAACAGCUCUGCUUCCUGUUUCACACUCGACGGAGUUCUCGUCUCCGAACCAGAUCUCUUCCUCUCUUCCUCGAUCGCCAUUCACGGCGUUGCUUCGUCGCUUGAUUUCUCUCGUUACGGCGAACUCGGUAACGGCGAUCUCGGAAACGGCGGCGAUACAACUUUAGCCGAUAGUCUCCGUCCUUGGUCUCAUCGUAAUCGUAUUCGUCAUCGCCCUGAACCAGAAUCCAACACUAAUCAAACCUCUGCUUCUUCCGUCUCCAUUGCACAUUUCUCAUCAUUGUUUCCACUGGCUCUUGCUUUACUCUGA